Messenger RNA from Limanda limanda (common dab), 2241 nucleotides. RefSeq names its product cartilage oligomeric matrix protein (gene comp). Gene Ontology annotation, cellular component: extracellular region. Gene Ontology annotation, biological process: cell adhesion. The record is from RefSeq and is a predicted model, not a curated record. The coding region runs from base 31 to 2241 and encodes 736 amino acids. Lineage: Eukaryota; Metazoa; Chordata; Actinopteri; Pleuronectiformes; Pleuronectidae. Gene Ontology annotation, molecular function: calcium ion binding. The transcript is spliced from 19 exons.
UGGCUCCUGGUCCUGACCUGUGUGCUCUCCAUGGGAGGACACGUCACAGAGGGACAGAGAGAUGGAGAAAUCAUCAGUCAGAUUAAAUUGACAAACAUUGCGCUGGCUGAGAUCAAACAGCUUCUGAAACAACAGAUUAAAGAGAUCGUUUUCCUGAAGAACACAGUGAUGGAGUGUGAAGCCUGUGGGAUGGGAGGAAUGCAGCCUCGUCCCUCCUGUGUCCCCAACCCCUGCCACCCGGGGGUGACUUGCAUGGAGACACCUCAGGGUCCACAGUGUGGACCCUGUCCUGACGGCAUGGACGGUAACGGGACCCACUGCUCGGACGUGGACGAGUGUACAGUGAUGCCGUGUCACAUGGGUGUGCGCUGCAUCAACACCUCCCCGGGCUUCCGCUGUGGCUCCUGUCUCGCUGGAUACACUGGGCCCCAGGUGCAGGGCGUCGGCUUAGCAUAUGCCACCGCCAACAAGCAGGUGUGCAAGGACAUCAACGAGUGUGAGGACCCCAACAAUCGAGGCUGUGUGGAAAACUCAGUCUGCAUGAACACACCUGGCUCGUUCAGGUGCGGCCCCUGUAAGACGGGCUACAUCGGCGAUCAGCGACGUGGCUGCAAGCCUGAAAGAGCCUGUGGGAACGGCCAGCCCAACCCCUGCCACGCCAGCGCCGAGUGCAUCGUUCAUCGAGAGGGAAAGAUCGAGUGUCAGUGCGGAGUUGGAUGGGCUGGUAACGGCUACCUCUGUGGCCCUGACAUCGACAUUGAUGGUUUCCCCGAUGAGAAACUGGAGUGUCCUGAGAAGAACUGUAACAAGGAUAAUUGUCUCACUGUUCCCAACUCUGGUCAAGAAGAUGCAGACGGCGACGGAAUGGGAGACGCCUGCGACGAGGACGCAGACGGAGACGGGAUCCUCAACAUGCAGGAUAACUGUGUGUUGGUGCCCAACGUGGAUCAGAGGAACGUCGAUGAGGACGACUUCGGCGACGCCUGUGACAACUGCCGUGCUGUGAAAAACAACGACCAAAAAGACACAGAUGUGGACAAAUUUGGUGACGAGUGUGAUGAAGAUAUUGAUGGCGAUGGAAUCCUCAAUCACCAGGAUAACUGCAAACGUGUUCCCAACGCCGACCAGAAAGAUCGAGAUGGAGACAAAGUGGGAGACGCCUGCGACAGUUGUCCUUAUGUUCCCAACCCCGACCAGAGUGACGCAGAUAAUGAUUUGAUCGGAGACCCCUGCGACACCAACAAGGACAGUGACGGCGACGGCCACCAGGACUCCCGGGACAACUGCCCAGCUGUCAUCAACAGCUCUCAGCUGGACACGGACAAAGACGGAAAGGGAGACGAGUGUGACGACGAUGACGACAACGACGGAAUCCCCGACCUGCUGCCCCCCGGGCCCGACAACUGCCGCCUGAUCCCCAACCCUCUGCAGGAGGACUCCGACGGCAACGGUGUGGGUAACAUAUGUGAAAGGGAUUUCGACAACGACACCAUUAUCGACACCAUCGAUGUUUGCCCAGAAAACGCUGAGGUCACCCUCACCGACUUCAGAGAGUACCAGACCGUGGUUUUAGAUCCAGAGGGAGACGCACAGAUCGACCCCAACUGGGUGGUGCUGAACCAGGGACAAGAGAUCGUCCAGACGAUGAACAGUGAUCCUGGGUUGGCUGUUGGUUACACUGCGUUCAGCGGUGUGGACUUUGAGGGGACAUUUCAUGUAAACACGGUCACAGACGACGACUACGCAGGAUUUAUCUUCGGCUACCAGGACAGCUCCAGUUUCUACGUGGUGAUGUGGAAGCAGGUGGAGCAGAUCUAUUGGCAGGCGAACCCGUUCAGAGCUGUGGCAGAACCCGGCAUCCAAUUGAAGGCAGUGAAGUCAAACACGGGUCCAGGAGAGAACCUGAGGAACGCCCUGUGGCACACCGGUGACACCAGCGACCAGGUCAAGCUCCUGUGGAAAGAUGCUCGGAACGUCGGCUGGAAGGACAAGACCUCGUACCGCUGGUUCCUGCAGCACCGGCCCGCUGACGGAUACAUCAGAGUUCGCUUCUACGAGGGUCCUCAGAUGGUGGCGGACACAGGCGUCAUCAUCGACACCACGAUGAGAGGAGGCCGACUCGGGGUCUUCUGCUUCUCGCAGGAGAACAUCAUCUGGGCCAACCUGCGUUAUCGCUGCAACGAUACUCUUCCCGAGGACUUUGACACCUACAGAGCUCAGCAGGUCCAGCUGGUGGGCUGA